Syngnathus typhle (broad-nosed pipefish) is the source of this 3115-nucleotide messenger RNA. RefSeq names its product G-protein-signaling modulator 2-like. The record is from RefSeq and is a predicted model, not a curated record. NCBI's taxonomy places the organism in Eukaryota, Metazoa, Chordata, Actinopteri, Syngnathiformes, Syngnathidae. The coding region runs from base 316 to 2367 and encodes 683 amino acids. The transcript has 17 exons. Gene Ontology annotation, molecular function: protein binding; GTPase regulator activity.
CAAACUUCUGCCUCCGGAGCCAAACGACUAGUCGAGCAGCGACAGUAGUCUUCCUUCUUCCAGAUAGAUCUCGCUCGAAACACCUGGGCAGAAAAAAAAAAGAGAAAAAAUACGACGCUUGAGGACUACAAGAAAAAAAGGUAUUGUUAACAAGCUGAGACAAGCCACAGACGGAACCCAUGGCCCGUCCUCGACUAACCAGUAGAGCAAGCUGACGCUCACCAUCGAUGUGUGUAUGCUGUUGUCAUUGCCCAAAUACGUUUCUCGCUUGAAACAAUACGCGUUAAUACGUUGUGGUUGGGCAUCAAAGAAAAGAUGGAGCCCUCGUGUCUGGAGCUGGCCUUGGAAGGCGAAAGGCUCUGUAAGGCGGCCAAUUAUCGUGCCGGCGUGUCUUUCUUUGAGUCUGCCAUCCAGGUGGGAACGGAGGACCUCCAAAUCCUCAGCGCCAUCUACAGCCAGCUCGGCAACGCUUACUUUCACUUGCAGGAGUAUAACAAAGCCUUGGAGUACCAUCGGCACGAUCUCACGCUUACCAGGACAAUUGGCGAUGAAGUCGGCGAGGCCAAAGCCAGCGGCAACCUUGGCAACACGUUAAAGCUUCUAGGGCGCUAUAAUGAAGCCGUGGUUUGCUGCCAAAGACAUUUGGACAUCGCCAGAGCCAUGUGUGACAAGGUUGGGCAGGCCCGAGCGCAGUAUAAUUUUGGGAACGUCUACCACGCCAAGGGUAAAAGCAUCUGCUGGUCGGGGACAGAGCCAGGAGAGUUUCCAGAGGAAGCCAGGAUCGCCCUGAGGAAAGCUUCACAGUACUAUGAAGCCAAUCUGUGCUUGGUGAAGGAGUUGGGAGAUCAUGCGGCCCAGGGGCGCACCUAUGGGAACCUUGGCAAUACCUAUUAUCUGCUGGGCGACUUUGAGACUGCGGUGGCAGCACAUGAAAAGCGCCUUCUGAUUGCCAAAGAAUUUGGAGACAAGUCUGCUGAAAGGAGGGCACACUGUAACCUUGGCAAUGCUCAUAUAUUCCUUAGCCAGUUUGAAGUGGCGGCCGGUCAUUACAAGAGAACUCUGCAGCUGGCCAGGCUUUUGAAGGACAAGGCGGUGGAGGCCCAAGCCUGUUACAGUCUGGGCAACACCUACACGCUCCUUCAGGACUAUGAGAGAGCCAUUGAUUAUCACCUCAAACAUUUGCUCAUUGCUCAGGAGCUCAACGACAGGAUUGGUGAAGGAAGGGCAUACUGGAGUCUAGGAAACGCCCACACCGCCCUGGGGAACCACGAGCAAGCUAUGCACUUUGCAGAAAAACAUCUGGAAAUUGCCAAAGAGACUGGAGACCAAAGCGGUGAGGCGACUGCACGGAUGAAUUUGUCAGACCUCCGGCUAGUCGUGGGUCUGAAGUCCAACAUCUAUCCCAACAUCUUCAGCAAAGCAAACACUCCUCUGUCAGCGAGCCACCAGAGUUACCUCAACAUGUCGGGGAGAAAGUCACCAUCAAGGAGGCAAGGCAGUACAGAGACCCUGGACAGUCCAACUCAAACUGGAGAUUUCACCUUGCAUUCGAACUGGGAGGAAGAGAGACUCUCGAGGACUUCAAAAAAUAACACCAUAAAGGCUUCCACUAAGCUCUUCCUCUUCCACCGACUAAAAAGCAAGAAGCAUAAAAGCAACACAUUUCCAAAAGAGCAGCCUGACAACAUGUCGGAGCGUUCAUUGCCUGAUUUGGACCCGCCGCUGUCUCCAAAGCCAGCGUCGCACGAUACGAUCGGGGAGGACGGCUUUUUCGACCUCCUCUCUCGUUUCCAGGGCAACCGAAUGGAUGACCAAAGGUGCUCCCUUUUAGACGGCUCAAGGCAUCAGCCUGCCACUUCCUCUCCCUCAUCUAGCCCACCUCUAGCUGAAAGGAAAUCUCCAGUGGCUCGCGAAACACCAUUGCAGGAUCCCGCUCAUUUCCUGGAGCUGCUGGCCAGCUCGCAGGCCCGUCGUCUGGACGACCAACGAGUCAGCCUGAGCCAUUUUCCUGGCUUGAGACUCAGCACUUGCGACCGGCCCAGUACACCCUCCACCUCCAGCGAAAACCAAGAGCCUUUGCAAGCCCCCAGUUCCAGUGCCGAUCCGGCUCACACCCCCUCCCAAUACAGCUGCAUCCAGACCACCCUUAACCAGCCCGAGGGGGACGAUGUCUUCUUUGACAUGCUAGUCAAGUGCCAGGGUUCCAGACUGAAUGACCAAAGGUGUGCGGCUCCUCCCUCUGCCACACGAGGCCCAACUGUCCCAGACGAGGAUUUCUUUAGUCUCAUUUUACGUUCACAAUCAAACAGGAUGGAGGAACAGCGGGUGGUGCCGCCGUCUGACGUCAGUCCGUCCAAACCAGACUGAUGUCAUGGAACAACUUCAUUUUUAUUAUUUUUUUUACUUGUAGGAUUUAAAAUGCUGACCGUCUGACCUCCCUAAUUGGUUUCCCUCAUAAUCCUGGCUCGAUCAAAACGGAACAGAAAACAUCAAGUAGUGGUUUCCAAUGAUCCGUCAUAGGGCGUAUGACAUUUCACCAAUACGUACAGAGUUGUCUCUGGUUAAGCGGCAGACUAGUGCCUCUCAAUGACAAUGAAAAGGGCAAAAGGAAAGGAAGAAGGCAAUUUUGAACCUGACUUUGGACACUGAAAGGCCUUGGCUGGAUGGAUGGCCGGCCGGCCGGCUGGCUGGAUGGAUGGAUGGCCGGCUGGCUCACUAUAUAGCCUGUGUUUGCCAAUGCACAUGUUUUGGAUUGGUAAAAGAUUUGCUUUUGGAUGAAUGUUAUUUAAGUGUUCUUUUCUGGACAUAUGGGGGUGAGUGAGGCCGCUUUCUCCGUUUCCCCAGCGACGAAUCAUUUGGCAAAGGCUUGUCGGAGCAUGUACUGUACCCAAAUGUUUCUUUGCCAGGAAUUCGUCUUUCUGAAGUAUUUAAGCAUGUACUGCACAUUUAGUAAGUGCCAUCUGCCAUGAGCAAUGAUUUGCUUCUAUAAGGAAGGACCUUAACUACGUUUUGAAUUUUCCACUGAUAAGGUCACAAAACUAACACCAGAAAAAAUCAACUCCUUUUAUUCUGAUCUAUUCAUAUAUGAUUCCUUUAUAAAGUGACAUGUCAUAAA